AGAAAGAACGAAGAAACACUGCUUUACAUUUUCCUACAACAGAAAGAAAUAGAAUUAUUUACAUAGAGAGAGAAACAGAAAGAGAGAGAAAGAAAUACAGAGAGACAGACAGACACUGAAAUAAAGAGAGAGAAGAAAGGAGAAAAAAAAACAGUGAGGUACUUUCUGACGUUGACAAAGAUAGAGAGGUGGGAGGGAGAGAAAGAAAGAAAAAAUUAGAGAGAGAACAAAUGAAUGGGAGCUGCAGAAGCAGUAAAGGAGAAGGCACGUAGUUGUCUCUUCCUUUCUCUCUUCCCUCUCUCACGUCGGCCGGUCUUCCGUAAGUUUAAUUCUGAUGUCAGCAACGGGUUAGUUUUACAUUCAACAGCAUCUAGUGGAUUUUUUUUACAGCAGUGAAUAUUUCUGAUCAACGUGGAGCCAUGUCUAUGUUAGCAAAUGGUGUAUGUGCAAGAUGUGGAGAAGGAUUCCAGUUAAAAGACCAGAUUGUCAACUCAAAUGAUCAAUCUUGGCAUCCAGAAUGCUUUGUGUGUGCCCAGUGUUUCCAGAGCUUUCCAGGAGGGAUUUUUUAUGAGUUUGAAGGCCGGAAAUACUGUGAACAUGAUUUCCACGUUCUAUUUGCACCAUGUUGUCAAAAAUGUGGUGAAUUCAUUAUCGGCCGUGUGAUAAAGGCUAUGAAUAACAGUUGGCACCCUGAAUGUUUCCGUUGUGAACUGUGUACUGGACCUCUUGCUGAUACAGGUUUCAUGAAACUUGCAGGAAGAGCUCUGUGUCGUGAUUGCCAUGCUAGAGAAAAAGCCAAAGGUCUUGGAAAAUACAUCUGCCAUAAAUGCCACUCUAUUAUUGAGGAAGGCCACAUCAAGUUCAAGGAAGAAGCCUACCAUCCAUACCAUUUCAACUGCAAGAGUUGUGGUGUUGAACUAACUGCUGAUGCACGAGAGAAGAAUGGUGAGCUCUACUGUCUGCGGUGUUAUGACAAGAUGGGAAUACCAAUCUGUGGAGCCUGCAGACGACCAAUAGAAGAGAGAGUUAUAAAUGCUUUAGGUAAAUACUGGCAUGUUGAGCACUUUGUCUGUGCGAAGUGUGAGAAACCAUUUUUGGGCACCAGAUAUUAUGAGAAGAAGAAUAUGGCUUACUGUGAGAUACAUUAUCAUCAGCUAUUUGGAAAUAUUUGCUUCGUUUGUAACAAUAUUGUAGCUGGAGACGCCUUUACUGCCUUUAACAAAGCCUGGUGCGUUAACCAUUUUGCUUGUUCUGUCUGUGACAGGAAGAUGAGCCAGAAAACCAAAUUCUUUGAAUUUGACAUGAAACCUGUCUGCAAGACAUGUUUUGAGAAAUUUCCUGGUGAAAUGAAACGCCGAUUGAAGAAGGCCUAUGAUGAACACACCAAAAAAUAACCUGGCCACCAUAGGAACUAAUAGUCUUGCUUCAGUGCCUCUUUCUCUUUCUCUCUUUCCAAUCUAUUCUCUAGAACAGUCUGCAAACAAUCUGUAGCCUUAUUCUCCAUUUGUUGUAAGAAUUUCAUUAACUCAUCUGUCACCAAGGAGUGGGGAGGGGAAACAAAAACUGAACAGACAGUGCCCCAGUAUGGUUAUAACUUCUGGUUGAAACUGUUUAUAGAAUAAUAGAAUAUAAAUUAAUGAGCAUAUGUCUAUUGUUCUUUACUAUUGUGACAGUUUAUUUUCUUUGUUGUUUAGUGAGUGAAGCAUUUGUGUAUAGAGAGGUCAGUAUCAUCCAGUGGCUAGAUGGUUAUAGAACUGAACUACUUACUGACUUAGAGGUGAUGAGUUCAAACCAUGACUGGGAUAUGUGAGUGUUGUAUUCUGAAGCUCAUAUCUACCAGUCUCAGAGGCCCUGAUAAAUAAAUGGGUGAUGGAUAUUGCCUUUUUUCCCCCCACUUCACUAAGCCUUAAAAAUAAACCCCUACCUAAAUGCAACAAUGGAGAGUAGAAAAGAAAAAAAAAAACAGGUUUUCAGAGACUGUUUCUAGUAAAUAUCUAAGACAGAGAUAAGGGUUUCAAUAUUCAAAUUUCUUUUCCUAUAGACUUUCUAGUUUGACAUUACAAAUUCAUAAAACUGAAAUAUUUUCAUAAAUUAACCCUUUUGAUACCAACCCAUCUGAGACCAUCCUGGGUCCUAUGAUACAAACUUCCUGUUAAUUUAUGUUCCAAACACCCUUGAUACUAACAAAAUCAUUUUAUUAAAAUUUUCAUUAUUUUCAAAAUUGAAACAAAGGCAAUGCAUUUCAGUUAGUAACAAAAGGGUUAAAAUUGCAAUGGAUUAAAUCCUUUUUCUUUUUACUUAAAUAGAAAUAUACUGAAAAAAAAGAAACUACCCCCAAAAAAGAAAACUGGAAUUUUGAAAAUAAAAAAUUUUCAGUUUGAAUUUCAAUUAAAAUAUGAAAUUUUUUUGGGGGGUUUUAAAAAAUGACAUUUCAGUUUUACUGAUUUUGAAUUUCAAAUUGAAAUAUUAUAAGAAAAAAUUUUGAAAUUCUUAUCUCUGAUCUCAACUUAUCCUGCUUCACUUUAUUUAUAAAUCGUUUUUUUUUUUUUUAAUUAGACAUCUAGAAUUAGUCUAAAUGCCUUAAAUAUAUCUAUUUUCUAUACAAAUCUAUAUUUUAUUCUUGCAAAUGGUUUAUUUUUUAAUAAGUCUUUGUCAUUCAAACCCUUCACUUUCUCUAUAUUUCUCACUCAAAAAUAUUGCAUGUUUUUGCUAAUUAUCUUCUUUCCAAUAUUAUCUACCUACACACUUCAGAAUAGAUUUUUAUUUAUAAUUUUUUUAUUAAAUAUAUUUUAACCCUCUUUGAUGCCAGAAAGUGCUUCAGAGGAGUGAAGAUGACACCACUUUCAAUGGCAUUGAGUAAAUUUGAAGGGCACCUCUUCUUUGGAUACGACACUAUCAGAAGGCCCGUAUUAAUUGUGGACACACAGUCUUUUUCUUGUGACUAAACAAGACAUUAAAAACAAAAAUGAGAAAUUAUAGUGGUCCUGCUGCUUACAGUGUACCUCCCCAUGAUACCAAUUUACUGUUAGGUGGACUGAGCUGUUGAGUAGUGAGUGUCUUACUUGCUGAACAAAUGGUGGGACAUGAAUUGGUAAUCUUUUGGCUAGUGGAGCAGUAUCUCUGCUGACGUUGCUUCAGAAAUACAAGUCCCCUUAUUUAUAAUGUCCAUAUGAUAGCUUUACAGUUUAGGGCUUUCUCAAGAGCUUAAAACGUGUUAGGUUUAAGAAAUCCUGUGAUGGUAGCAUGCUUCGACCUGAGAUUGUGUAUUGAAACUGAAACAGUAACAUUGUAGAAGAGUCAUGUCAGCCAUUUAAGAACACACAUGCUUUUUACAUUCACCUUUGAUUUAUCUUAUGUUGCUAGUGUAGUACUUAGGCCUUUGAUAAUAGUUUACUUUAUAAACACUGUCUUGCACACUUACCCAGUCAGUUGAUUAAAUCACAUCAUCAUCAUUUUAACAGUCACUUUUCCAUGCUUGCAUGGGUCAGAUAGAAUUCAGUGAAGGCAGGUUCUCUGUGGCUUGGUGCCCCUCCUGUUACCAUAAAUAUAUUCUGUAUAAAAACAAGGUAUUAAUAUUUAUUACAUAUAGCAUUGGCUAAAAUCUACGUUCUGAAGUACUUAAUUGCAUUGAAACAAAAUGUUGUAAUUGCACACCAAUAACUUAUUAAUCAAACUAGCUGCCAAAUGCAUAAUAAUAUGCAAAUCAGUGUAUAUGAUUUACUUAAGCAUGUCUUUGAAGAUAAUUAGAAGAUACUCAGUUGCUGAUGAAAUGUCAACACUUAACUGAAACUGAUCUAGUUUAUCUCUUUUUCUUUCUGUUCCUGAAGAUGUAUCAAGAUCAGGUGUUUACAUCUGUCUGUCACAUAUACAAGGUAUCCUAAAAGUCCCUGUAUUCUUUCUUUUUUCUAUUUUGUUUCAAGUAUCAUUCAGAGAGACAUGAGGCCAUCAGCAUUUGACACCUUAGACUUUGCAGUUUUUGUAAGUGUAUCAUUCCCUUGCCCAUGGCUCACCAAUUGACGUUAGAGCAGUGUUGCAAAAUUGCUGCCUGGCAAGAAGUUUUUCAGUCCCCUACUGCAAUUCAUCGCAAGUUUGAGAAGGUUUAUGGCCAUCACACUGCUCCAACGGAUAGCACAAUUUAUGCUAUCCAUAGCAAGUUUCUCGAAAGAGGAUCUGUUCUUGACAAACCACACAGCAGAUGGCCUGCUAUUACCACCAUUGAUGAAAACACCAAACUCCUUAAGCAGGCGUUUCUGAAAAGCCAGAGGGCUGCACUGGAACUUAGCAUUAACAAAAGCUUUACUCAGCGGAUGCUUUGGAGAGUGAUAAAGCUCUACCUGUACCAACAUCAGGUUAUUCAAAGGCUUCAAGUGGAAGAUUAUGAUGCCCAUGUGGAAAUGUGUGAAUCACUCCUCUACCAUUACCAAAAUGAUUCUCAGUUCUUGGAAAACUUAUGGUUCAACGAUGAGUCUAUCUUUCAUCUCUCUGGUCAGGUAAACUGACACAGUUGUCGGAUUUGGGGAAAAUCAAAACCAGCAGAAAUUCUAAAAUAUGAACAAGACUCUCCAAAGCUGGUGGUAUGGUGUGCCAUGGGUAAGGGAAUGAUACACUUACAGAAACUGCAAAGUCUAAGGUGUCAAAUACUGAUCGUCUCACGUCUCUGAAUGAUACCUGAAACAAAAUAGAAAAAAGAAAGUGUAUAGUGACUUUUGGGAGACCCUGUAGUUUUGAUUAAAAUCUAUACAUAUACUUUGUAGUAAAUAAGUAUUUUGUGAUAAUAUUGUAUAUGAUAAAGUGUCAAAAUAUUGCAUCAUGGAUCUACAAACUAAUCACUGGUACAGUAUCAUUGUAUCUCUGAAAGUAUGUCAGUAGUCAGGCUGUAGAGGAAUGAUGAAAUUUUCUGAUAUUCUACUAUUAUACAAGAUAAAAAAAAAAUAAUGUAACAAUAAAUGUGUGUUGUAAAUGGCUAGUAUGAAUCUUGCAUGAUGUAUUUGUUAUAUAUAAACAUACAUACACACACAUGUAAAUAAGUUUAUAUUAAAAAAAAAAAAGCAUUCAUUAGCCAUGCUGAGAACAUUAAACAAAUACUAUUUAAGAUUUUUUUUUAAGAACACAAAAUCCGCAUUUGUAUCUUGUAUUGAACAAUGCAAUCAAUAAAAACUUUUGUUAUUAAUCAA
Octopus bimaculoides (California two-spot octopus) is the source of this 5174-nucleotide messenger RNA. Its product is annotated as LIM and senescent cell antigen-like-containing domain protein 1. Lineage: Eukaryota; Metazoa; Mollusca; Cephalopoda; Octopoda; Octopodidae. The record is from RefSeq and is a predicted model, not a curated record. Gene Ontology annotation, cellular component: cell-cell junction; focal adhesion; cytoplasm. Gene Ontology annotation, biological process: cell-cell adhesion; cell-cell junction organization; positive regulation of substrate adhesion-dependent cell spreading.